Messenger RNA from Serpula lacrymans var. lacrymans S7.9, 2430 nucleotides. RefSeq lists its product as uncharacterized. The record is from RefSeq and is a predicted model, not a curated record. The transcript has 5 exons. Lineage: Eukaryota; Fungi; Basidiomycota; Agaricomycetes; Boletales; Serpulaceae. Gene Ontology annotation, molecular function: protein binding. The coding region runs from base 1 to 2430 and encodes 809 amino acids.
AUGAACCUGAGCUCACCCGGUCUAUCCCCAGUCGACCUCCAGCACCACAUAUACAACUCAUUACUGGAGUCAAAGACUGCAGAUAUAGCUCUCCAUGUGCGUGGUACAUGGGAAGCUGUAUACAGACUCCAUCGUGUCGUGCUCAUCCAAUCCGGCUUCUUCAGCUCUCUCUUUACUGCUGGGUUUCUCGAAUCAUCACACAAGUUCAGUACGCACCGUCGAGGGCCAGAUGAAAUAGAUAUACAAUUCGACGACCGAAAUAUUACUCGGGCUGCAUUCGAGAUAUGUAUCGCACGCCUGUAUGGCGGUGGUCCACCCUUGUUCAUAUCGCCAUCCUUAAUUCCUUCUACCUCUCACCCCCUCACACCGGCAUUCCCUGGUCCCCCAUCCCCAGAUAACAUUCUCCCGAAUCACCAUCAUGCAACCCCACGAUUCCUUCUAUCUUUGCUUGCAACAUCUGUUUAUCUCUCCAUUCCAUCCCUUGCCUCUCAAGCACUUAGCUGCAUUCUGAACACCGUUGGACCGUACACGGCUGUGCAGUACCUGACUUUUGCUAUAGGAAAGGCGAUUAGCCCUCCUGACGAGAAAGAGCCGCAGGCUGCGGUGGGACUCGAAGCUAUAGCAGAGUUGACCAAGGAAGGUAGUGUCGCGGAGAGCGCUGCGCCUUCUGAAGUCGGAACUAUCAGCCAAAAGCAAGGACGUGACCUAAACGAAAGGUUACGCGAUAUGGAUAUCAAGGAAGACCCAACAGAAAAUGGCUCGGACGUGGAUGACACAGCGGUUGGCAGUAUUUAUGAACAGUGUUUCCACUACGGCGCUGUGUCUGACAAAGUUGGCGAAGCAGCUGUGUGUUGGCUUGCACGGUGGGCACCGGACAUGCUGCCACACGAGGAGAAGCUUUCACAAGGCAAUGAACUCCCUGUAUCAUCCCAGCCUUCCCAGUCACGGCGUCGCGCAGACACUAUGCCAUCCAAACCAGGCUCCUCUGCUGGUUAUUCUUCUAGCCCUUCUCCGCAUACCGUUCCACUUAUUUGGGCGCGGGGUGGUCUUAGUGCAAAAUGGGUACGAGUGCUCAUAUCUGCCGAUGCAUUCUUUGUUAAAGGAGAACGAGAGCGAUAUGACCUUGCCCGUAGGGUGGUCGAGUUACGACGCAGAGCAGGUAUCGAUGCGGAAGAAGAGAAGGAAUGGGAGACUCUGUUCUCUGAAGGCAUUUAUUAUGCUAAUAUGGGAGUUGACGAUAUCAUUGCUCUGUCACGCGACAUUUCCCCUACCACUGGAAAACCCUAUGUCCCGACGCCUAUCCUGCAAGCAGCUCAUUGGAAUCAAUCUCUCUUGAGGCAUCAAAUCAUCUCCAAGCCGAAUAAUAGCUCAUCACCUACAUCCCCUCCAUCUAGCCCACCGCCUUCACGUGACAAGGAGCUUGGGCUACCCAUCACCACAGCGGAUAUCCUCUCGCGCCUUUCCGCGUCAGGAACUGACUCGCAAGGGGAUGAAGAGAAGGAUAAAGUAUAUUAUCCAGUUCCGAUUGACUCCUCACUGCGCAUCGGGGACAACGGUGGUAUCGAGGGCGCGUCGAUGGACCAACUUUUUGAGCCUUCCGCGAUAACUCCUUCAUCUCCAGAGAAAAAGUCCACAAACCGUCUGGUUACAUCAGAAGCGAACUUCUUUGGGCUGAAAGCAGACAGAUAUAUUGCACCUGCAUGCAUACUCGCAGAUGCGACCGGUAAAUCGCGUUGGUCGCCGUAUCCACCCUUUAGGUUCGCUGUCGAGUUUUGGGAUGUUGAUGCUCUGAAAGAGAAAUCUAGGCUGCAUUCGCAGACGAUCUGGUAUGCGGGUAGUCUUUUCAAUGUAUACGUUCAAGUCGUCCGUAAGAAGGGUGUGCAGCUAGGAGUAUAUCUCCAUCGUCAGUCCAGUAUAGAUCCAAUUCCUGCUCCCUCAGCACCUCUCCAAUCCCCCAGUCGUGCGGACAGGACCCACAACCGUGUGCCAUCGUUACCGCCCCAAAUUCCUGCAUCUGCAUCUUCGCCAUCAGUUCAUUACUCGCCGUCCAUACAUCCGCCUUCGAGAAGUACUACACCUAAUUCAUCUCCUUCGACUGCUUCGACGCUCGCGUCUCCAUAUUCCUCGGCAAAUGGCAUUCCUGCAACGGGACAACCGGUCACACCACCGCAGCCUUACCGAGAUUCGAGGUCUUCCGUGUCAGCGUACUUCACCAUCUCAUGUGCAAGUUCUACGGGAUCUUCACUGACUCGAUUUACGAGUUCCCCGGAUGUCUUCUCGGUGAGCCAGAGUUGGGGUUGGAAGUCUAGUUCCCUGCGGACCGAGGAGUAUCUCGAGAUUGGGCCUGACGGGCAGCCUACGAAUAAGGUUGCAGGACCUGCACCCAGAGAAGUGAGUCUGCGCGCUACCAUUGUGCUGGGUAUUAUCUAG